Owenia fusiformis is the source of this 952-nucleotide messenger RNA. Lineage: Eukaryota; Metazoa; Annelida; Polychaeta; Sabellida; Oweniidae. The record is from the annotation of a GenBank genome assembly.
UGUGAACUUACCGAGAUAGUAAAUAGUUUCUUAGUGUUCUGAUUCUGUUGAUUGACGUGGCCGCUCUGGAUCCCAUUUGCUGCACACAGGACCAAUGGGAGGGGUUACUCUUAGUGGACGAUGGUGUGAUUAUCAGGGAUGCCGUUCUGCGUAGAAAUAUUAAUCUACCCGGGGGAGGGAGGACACGGCCAGAAACAGCUAUGGCAGUUAAUAAUAUAACCGCAGUCGUGAGCUAUGACUACACUAACAAGAGGACAAAACUAGUUAUAUCAAAAAGUCCACCUAUUCCCCGGCCUGGGGAACAGACCGUCACUUACAUAAAUGAUUAUGUUAAGCAUGUAUCGUACCAGAUCGAUGACAUCAAUGGCUGUCAAAAGUCACAGAUCGACAACAUGACGAAACAAUGUGUUCCAGGUGAUGCCUUAUUUGAGGGAAGUGCAACACUAGGGGGAGAGGGUGUGACACUACCAGUGGAUAUCUACUCCUACAUCAUGCCUGGACUGGGCUUCAAAACAAGAGCAACUGUUUCAAAGUCAGGGCUGUCUGAAUGUGUUCCUAUAGGUAUGCAGCUAGUGUUAGGGGGUGCUGAAUUAGACAGCGUGGCGAUGAUUUGGAACGUUGAAGCUCACAACAUAACUGCUGGAAUAAAGGAUCCUAGUGUUUUUGAAGUUCCUGCAAAAUGUAAACAUGCCAAGCAGAUUUCCAAAGGAAUGGUUGGAAAUAAUCUAAAUGGACUGUUGCAAAAAAUACAACGCCUAUUAAAAUGAUUUGAAAGAUAUUCUUUAUGUUAACGUGGGCCAUUUCACCAUUAUGUCCCGUUCUAUCUCACCGAAGUAUAGAUAUCAUAAUACAGGGUAUCCAUAAAGUCUCUAAAACUACAAUACAUUGAAUCGUAACUGUAAAGGGACCAUUUAAUACAAAGUCUAUAAAGUGUCAAGAGACUUUAUGGACA